GCGAAUUCAUUAAGUGCUUAAGAGUUUUUUGUUAAUUUUUUAAAAAUAGUUUGAAAGCAAGAUGCGUGCGAGUGCUGUAACGAGUUGUUUAGUGCUGUUAUUUCAUAGUGUUUGCUGCAAGGAGGAUGCAUGGAUUGAACCACAUGCAUGGUCUGAAUUGUCGGCGUCACAAUCUAGAGUUGGAGAUGCAUGUGAAUGCACAAGCGAGACGCUGGCGGGUAAAUCAAUUGCUGCAAUUGAUGAUCAGCUAGCAUUAACAUACUUUAGGAAAUUCGUCAACUCGUUAUUUAGCCGUAAAAGCCUACAGUAUAGCGAAAAGACGAAGCUGUAUAAAACGUCGCUGUUGUUUACAUUGCUACCAGCACAAGUUGAACAACUAGAGACCGCAGAAGAUGUGCGAGAUAUUGACAUUGUGCUCAAUAAAAUAUUAAAUGAGAUGAAGUCAAUGCCAUUAUAUGCUGAUGGCAGUUCUGGUGAUUAUUUCUACACGCAUCAGAGCAUGGGAGUUCGCGCGCUCAUAACAGAUAUAUUCAAAGAUCUGGCGCAGCUGCUUACGAUCUCCGAGGUUAAAUUCAUGCUGGCUGUACUGUUUACAAUUUUACUAGUCUGGUUUGUGCACAAACGCUAUCGCUUUUCAGUGCUUAUCAUUGUUAUAAGCUUUGUGUUCCUGUAUGGCUACUUCUAUACCUAUUUGGAGUGCAAUAGAAAACUGGAGGUUGAUGCAAUGCUAGAAGUAAUUGAUGAUCAUCAGAAGAAUACGGAUACAAGCGAAAAGAAUUGGUUUUCACGGAUGUUCAGCUACUUUUCCAAUGAGUCACCAGAAACGCAACAGAAACGGAAGCUGCACAAAGCAAGCAGAAUUCAGCUGCCUUAUUGCCGGCCAGAUCAUGUGUUUAUUAUGUACACAAGUGAAAUAUUUAUUAAGCAAAUUGAAAUGUUAUUGGAAAAGACAACGCAAACGAUGUCCACCUUGAAUUCUCAAUUAUCCUGGCCUUUCAACUUAAUUGCGCCUUUUGCCCUAGUCGCGUUAAUAGGUUACUUGCUUAAAUUAACUUUCAAGUAUAUAAUAAGUCCAAAGGUAUGGAUGGGUUUCCUGCACGGCCGUCCACAAGCGCCAAGAGCGAACAUAACGGAAAGCAUUGCUAACGAAGCAACUGGAGAUCGUCUGUCGGGUGAUAAUCUUAAAAUGUUGCUAAACGUUAUCACUGCUACGAAUAAUACACAAACGCAGCAGCAAUUGCCACAAGCAGUCUCAGGCGUCCAGGAGGUUUUGGAGCUUGAGUUUAUAGAAGCCGUAAAGACAAGCAAAGCAGAGAGUUCGCCGGAGUCAAAGUCAAAGUCGAAGACAAAUUCGAGCGAAAAACUAAAUAGCAGUUCAUCCUCUGUAGAUUUAGCUCAAGAAGCUGGCUUUACAUUUGUGGCUGAUAACAAAGAUGUUGAGGACAUAGUCAGUCUUUAGUACCGCUUAGCAUCUUAGAUUGUAUUAAGUGUAAUGUGCGUGAUCAUAUAUUAAUCUGUAGAUUCCAAAAACCAAUUGAUAUUUUGUCAUAGUUAAAUUAUACUUUAUUUAAAUUUUUACGUGUACUUAUUUCAUUUCAUGCACGAUUAUUAUUAUUAUUAUAAGUUUAAUCUCCAACAAUAAGAUUUUCAUUAAGUGUCAAUAGCAGGCCUCUCAAAACAGUAUAUUAUAUAUGUUUUUAUUCUUUCAUAGUUUUACUAAACCAACGGCCAAUUUAAAAUCGUACAUAUGUAUACCAAUAAUGUCAUUUGUUAAACUAAAUUUUUCAUAUAUAUAUUUACAACGUAUUUGCGAUUAGCAUUGAACAUUCUGUCUGUUAUGAUUUUUUGCAUAUAUGAAAAUGUAAGCAUAAACAACUAAUGCGC
Molecule: messenger RNA, 1884 nt
Organism: Drosophila busckii
Lineage: Eukaryota; Metazoa; Arthropoda; Insecta; Diptera; Drosophilidae
Exons: 6
Coding region: 62-1459 (465 amino acids)
Source: RefSeq, a predicted model, not a curated record